CGUAUAUUUUAUCGUUAAAUCCGGUCACACUAAAAAAGCCUCGCUCUAUAAGAAAAUCAAAAAUUAUUGUAAAUUAUUUGUAAAUAAAAAGAUUGGGAACUGCUGCAAUGAAUCAAUUGAACCAAUUCCACGCGCCCUCGUUCGGAGAUGAUAUGUUCGACAUGCCAACGGAGCCCCCCAACCAUGCUUCGCAGAGACUGCUCAGCCUGGAUCAUUCCACGUUCAAUGACGACGACGAGGAGGAUGGCGACACGUAUGGCGGUGGCGGCGGGCACAGGAUGAUGACGCAGCACGAGCACGAGAAUCAACAUCAGAUGCUGCCACAGCUGUCGCCAGCUCCACAGCAGCCACAGCAGCCGCAGCCACAGCAGCCGCAGCCACAGCAGCCGCAGCCGCAGCAGCAGCAAGCGCUGGCACAAGCUCCGUCAAAGCCUCUGGCACCGUUUGCCCUGUUUUUCCGCGACACUGUGACGGCCAUCAAACAGCAGAAUCCGGCAUGCUCCCUCGAACAAAUAUCCGUCAUCGUCCACACCAUGUGGGAAUCUCUGGACGAGACGCAGAAGAACGUGUAUACCCAGCGGCACGAGCAGGAGAAGCGCGACUUUUUGCGCAACAUGCGCGACUAUCGCCAGCAGUUGUCGGAAACAGAAAUCACUCCGGAGGUUGGCAGCAGCAUCCCAGAUGCUGUCGCUUCUGUGCCGGCGAUUCAAACGACGGAUCUGAUCUCGCCAAAAACUCAAAUGAGCGACGAACAAACGACACCGUUGGCCACAGCCACCGUAGAACCUCCCGAGCAAAUUCAGUUGCUCACCGAGGCGGCCCAGGCGCCAAAGUGCACGCGGGAUCAGUGCAACAAGCCGGCGAUCAUCAAUCCGGACUGGGAGGAUGAGUACUGUAGCAACGAGUUCGUGGUCAUCCACUGCCGGAACGUUUUCAACAAUUGGGCGCUCUCAUUGAAGAGCUCUCCGACCUAGGGGCACCGACUGAAACACCGAAUUAAGAUUAGUCUUAGAGUUUAGUUCAAAUCUACCAAAUUGCAUUGCUCCCGCGCGCGCUGACGUCGUGCCCCCAUCAGCUGUAACACGUCUGGGGCCUUGCCAGCCUCGAGAAAAACGAAUUGCUGCAAACGCUGCUGCAUGCAUGCCCCUAACGGGGGGAAUACCACAUAUAUACAAUUGGGGUUAAUUUAACAAACUCUCACUUUCUACCAUUCACAGGAUCUGUUCUAUCUUCCAUGUGUGUCCUGUGGCUGUUUUAACUGUGGCUGGCGCUGUGCCACUUG
This is a messenger RNA of Drosophila miranda, 1282 nucleotides long. RefSeq names its product TOX high mobility group box family member 4-like. NCBI's taxonomy places the organism in Eukaryota, Metazoa, Arthropoda, Insecta, Diptera, Drosophilidae. Gene Ontology annotation, cellular component: nucleus. The record is from RefSeq and is a predicted model, not a curated record. Bases 108 to 974 code for a protein of 288 amino acids. Gene Ontology annotation, molecular function: chromatin DNA binding. Gene Ontology annotation, biological process: regulation of transcription by RNA polymerase II. The transcript has 2 exons.